Molecule: messenger RNA, 481 nt
Organism: Loa loa (African eye worm)
Lineage: Eukaryota; Metazoa; Nematoda; Chromadorea; Rhabditida; Onchocercidae
Exons: 2
Coding region: 1-447 (148 amino acids)
Molecular function (GO): zinc ion binding
Source: RefSeq, a predicted model, not a curated record
AUGAUCGCUGGCGAUUGUCCACCACCAAAAUAUGAAGAAAUUCCUAAGAAUGAUAACGACAAUUCUAACUUCACCGACACCACUACUGUUCCUUCGUUUCCUCCGCCAUUACCACCGUUAACAACAACAAACAUAACGAACACCAAUGAAAAUAUCGCUACUGCUAUGCCAUUCCGUGUUAACUUAAUUUCCUCAACUGCGCCUACUUUUGGACCGAAUCCCAUUGAAACCGAUUGUCCAUAUUGUCAGGCGCAUGUUGUAACAUCAAUACAAAGGAUAGUCGGUGCGUUACCGUGGAUUGUUAUGGGAAUAUGCUUUCUUCUUGGUUUCUUUCUACUUCUCCCAUGGUGCCUUUGUUGUAUCCCGUUCUACAUGGAUAAUUGUCGGGAUGUCGUUCAUUCAUGUCCAUCUUGCAAGCGGGCCCUUGGACGUUUUACUAGGAUAUAAAAACAUUGUGAUCGAUAUUCCUGAAUAUAUGCAC